Messenger RNA from Acanthopagrus latus (yellowfin seabream), 2297 nucleotides. It is a transcript of the gene cdc123, whose product is annotated as cell division cycle 123 homolog (S. cerevisiae). The coding region runs from base 212 to 1231 and encodes 339 amino acids. Gene Ontology annotation, cellular component: cytoplasm. The record is from RefSeq and is a predicted model, not a curated record. NCBI's taxonomy places the organism in Eukaryota, Metazoa, Chordata, Actinopteri, Spariformes, Sparidae. The transcript is spliced from 13 exons.
AAAACACUAUUUUGUUAUAGAAAUCUAACAAUAAAGCCUCUGCGGCUUAACAUUGGGAAUUAAAUCCAUUAAUGACAGUAAAAACUGAGGAGUAAUAUUCCCUCAAAAUUACGCCGCGUCGAGUGAGAAUGCGGCGCUGUGCUUUUCCAAAAUAUCCUGGCAUCGGAAGAUAUUAACUGGUGGACACAUUUCCGUUAAAGGAUAUUGCAGCAUGAAGAAGGAGCAAGUUGUCAACUGUCAGUUUUCGGUUUGGUAUCCGAUAUUCAAGAAACAUACGAUUAAAAGUCUGAUUCUCCCACUGCCUCAGAAUGUAAUAGAUUAUUUACUGGACGAUGGGACACUGGUAGUCUCUGGGAGUGACCAUAACACACAGCAGACUCACACUAACAACAGCAACUCGGAUGCAGAAGAAGACGUUCAGUGGUCAGAUGAUGAGACAACCACCACUGUCACUGCUCCUGAGUUCCCAGAAUUCACCUCUAAAGUGCUGGAGGCUAUAAACGCCCUGGGUGGGCGUGUCUUUCCCAAACUCAACUGGAGCGCUCCUCGGGAUGCCAACUGGAUCGCUCUGAACAGUUCCCUGCAGUGCCACAGCCUCAGCGAUAUAUUCCUGCUCUUCAAGAGUUCCGACUUCAUCACCCACGACCUCACGCAGCCAUUCCUUGUAUGUAGUGACCAGGACUCCCCAGAUCCUGUUAUAAACUAUGAGCUGGUCCUGAGAAAGUGGAGCGAGCUGAUUCCUGGUGGAGAGUUUCGCUGCUUCGUCAAAGAGAACAAGCUGAUCGCUAUCUCCCAGAGAGACUACACUCAGUAUUACCAGCACAUCUUGAAGCAGGAGGAGCAGAUCUGUCAGGCCAUACAGGGAUUCUUCAGCCAGCACAUCCAGUACAACUUCCUGGACGAAGACUUUGUGUUUGAUGUCUACAGAGAUAGCCAGGGGAGGGUGUGGCUGAUCGAUCUGAACCCGUUCGGAGAGGUGACUGACUCGCUGCUUUUCAGCUGGGAGGAGCUGACGUCUGGAGAAAUCACCCAGCAGCAGGAAGGCCCGGCGUUUCGCUACACCAACAGCGAGGUGACGGUGCAGCCCAGUCCCUGUCUGAGCUACAGGAUCCCGCGUGACUUUGUCGACCUCUCCGCUGGAGAAGACGCCUACAAACUCAUUGACUUCUUAAAACUGAAGAAAAGUCAACAGGAAGACUCUGAGGAGGAGGAGGAGAACGCUCCACAGUGACACGGCUCCUCUGAAACCUGAAGAAUAGCUGCUAGUGUCAACAACCCUCUACAUAAUGUUCUCCGCAUGAAGUGACUCUGUAGUCUCUGUCCCGUUUCAGGCUUAUUUUUUCUUUUUUUUUUAAUUCCUGUGAUCAGUACGGUUCCUAGAUAGCUCAUAGUGUUUUAUGCUGACAGGACGUGUUGGAUAGCAGAUCAUGUUAACGGCUCUUCGAGGAUUCAAUGUUCUUUUGCCUCCGAGGAUGCUGAGCACCGUGUGACAGACAGCGACGGCCCGGUGAGGGGAGGGAGUCCUCUACAGUGUUGUUCAGCUUGUGUCACUUCAAGGGGACGUAUCCACUAAUACUGUAACAAAUGCCUGCUUUUAUAUUUUGAAAUGGGUGUGUACGAUACUUAAUGUAACUUUAUUGCGGCGCCUCAUGUCUCUGGAUGUAAACCCCCCACUGUACAUGUGUGUUUGUGUGUCAUGAGGCUGGGACAGACUUCUUUAUUUACCACUAAAGCCGUUCAUCACUGAGUCACCUCUAAUAUUCUGUCCAAGCCAUCCCCGCUCCUCCAUCCCUCCCUGCCAAUUUCCUCUGAGCAGUUUUGACACACUCAUCGCUCCCAGCCGCUCCGGGCGCUCUUUUUUUGACUCCUGUUUUUUUUUUUUUUUUUUUUCUUCCCCCCAUCAUGCAUCGCUGUCGACUGUUACUCGAAAAAACACCAUUAAACUUCUUGUCGUGUAUUGGCUCGGCUGUCAGUCUGGUGGGCGCUGUAAACCCAGCGCAUUAGAAAAUUGAUUGUGCUUUUACGCAACAGCUCUCAUUACGCCCAGGAGCUAAAUGAGCUGUGCAUGCAUGACACGGGGCAGUUCAUUUUGUCUGGGUUUUUUUUUCUUUGCCUUCACUGGAUUGAUAGAGCAAUUACAGGGAGAUGGAAAGAGCUGGUGUGAUGAGAGUUACAGCUCCCUGGGUGAAACGCCGUGGACGGGAAACAGUAUACAAGGUGCAUAUCGGAGGGAAUGUUGCACGUUAAUCAUGAUUAUGAAAACGAAACCUGGCUGUAAAUAGAGCAACCAGAGGAGA